This is a messenger RNA of Exophiala xenobiotica, 1910 nucleotides long. RefSeq lists its product as uncharacterized. The record is from RefSeq and is a predicted model, not a curated record. Gene Ontology annotation, cellular component: SMN complex. Gene Ontology annotation, molecular function: RNA binding; protein binding. Gene Ontology annotation, biological process: spliceosomal snRNP assembly. The transcript is spliced from 6 exons. The coding region runs from base 360 to 1376 and encodes 338 amino acids. NCBI's taxonomy places the organism in Eukaryota, Fungi, Ascomycota, Eurotiomycetes, Chaetothyriales, Herpotrichiellaceae.
GGGAAACAAAGCAAGAUUGGCAACGACAAUCCACGACUUCACACACAAUUUCUGAACGAUUUAGAUCUCUCUGUCCAUGAACACGACUUCACUUCCCUAGUCACUGUCUUCUUACCAUUCGCUAGUGCUAAUCAGGACAUUCAAUUGUUUACAGCUUUUUCACACAUACCGCGAGUUUGCGCCCUGUUCCUAUCUACCUGUUUUCUUGGAUCAAUUCAUUCAUUCUCAUCAAUCGUUCGGCCAUCAAUAUUCGACUCAGUGGGUUUUCUGUCUCUUUUUCUCUCGGCGCUGGCUAUCUGUGCCGGAAAGCUCGACUGCCUUUGUGCUGAGUCCGGACCCACCACUGAGACGGCUUCAUCAUGUCAGAAACACCACGAGUCGUCCCACUCACAUGUCAUGGCCAUUCACGACCGAUCACUCAUCUGAGUUUCUCAUCCAUUGUCGACGAUGACCAGUAUUAUCUCAUCUCUGCCUGCAAAGAUAACAAUCCUAUGCUGAGAGACGGUGUCACAGGUGACUGGAUUGGGACCUUCAUCGGACACAAAGGUGCUGUCUGGUCAUCAAGAUUGUCCUCCGACGCAAGAAUCGCAGCUACAGGAUCAGCAGAUUUCUCGGCGAGGAUCUGGGAUCCCCAAACUGGAGAAUGCCUACAUAUCCUUGAGCACAGCCACAUUGUUCGCUCUGUCGCAUUUCCAAUACAAGACAAUCCGCAAUGUGUUGCUACCGGUACUCAGGACAAGAAGCUCAAAAUCUUCGAUCUCACGAGAGGGAGUAGUGUCGCCUCACCAGCGCAAGCCAGUGCUGCAUCCCCAGUUACUCCCAGCACCACCUCCGAAGGUCUUGAGAUUGGAGCAGGUGAACACGGCGGAACCAUCAAGUCGAUUAUCUGGAACGUCGACUACAACAUCCUGACAACUGCAUGUGAGGACAAGACGAUUCGGUGGUGGGAUCUGAGGAGUCAACGCAUGAUUACGAGCUACAAGACCGAGCGUGACAUUGGGUCGUGUGAGCUAUCCACCCACAAAUCUGGAGACCCGGACCCAGGUAUUAUCAGUGUUGCAGUCGGUCACUCCGCUCUUUUCUUCGAUGCCGGACGGCCAGGACAAUUGGUCAAGCAAGUCAACUUCGACCAUGACAUCGCAAGCGUAGCCAUAAAUACAGGAACUGGCCGCUUUGUCACUGGUGGAGGCAAGGACGUCUGGGUUCGCGUGUGGGAUUUUGACCAGGAAAAAGAACUGGAGGUUCUAAAGGGUCAUCACGGGCCAAUUUGGUCGACUGCAUACUCUCCCGACGGCAAGCUGUUUGCAACCGGAAGCGAAGAUGGCACCAUCAAGUUGUGGAAAGCUUGUAAGGAGCCUUAUGGACUCUGGCGCUGAUGAUGACAUAACCACUGCACGAUGCGGCUUAUCCAGCACAUGGAACGCUACACUUUUACCUUGUCGCGAGUAGCGGCAACCUCAAAUAACGGCGAUGUUCAAGAAAAUUUUCGGAUGUCCCAAUGACUUUACAAUGUCUCAUCAUCGGUCAUGUCAGGAACUGAAUGACAGUGGAAGCCGACAUCUGUCACUGGCGAGCAGCCAUACGAGGGCGAGAUGAUCACAGGGGGUUGCUGCUUUGAGACGUGCUUCUGGAUCGACGGAGCAUCGGAGCUGACGGCCAUUGGUAAAGAAUUUGGUGCCUGGACCUGAACCCUGCAGCAAGCUUGGAACAAGGAUUUAGGAGGAGCCUGGGGCUUGCCGAACGGGAAGCUUCAGAGGGGACCGAAGCAGCCUUCCGGUGCCACUCAAAGCGGUACGGGCUCUUGAGGCUCUCUGUGUCUACCAACCUGCGUCACGGCAUAUGGAGAGAAUUUAAUGCGAUGAGCACUUGGUAGAGAGUAGACAACGAUCAAUGCAUCGCUAUGGUACCCC